UCUAUUUCCUCAUCCUCUUUCUCUUCCGGCAAUUCGAGUCCUUUUAUAUUCAAUUCAGUAACUGCAUAAUCGUGAUGGAUCUUGAUCUCAGAAAGUUUGGAAGAGGACCUAGAGAACUUGGUGGUUCAGUUGAUCUUUUAGACCAUUGUAAACUUAGGAAACAUCUUUAUUUUUUCUGCAAGAGGUCACUGCCACUCUCUCUAUGUGAGACGCAAUACCUCAGGAAUGUGGUGGGGGACACAGAAAUAAGGAAAGGUGAAGGAAUGGAGCUCGAUCAGCUGUCCCAAAAUUCCUCCUGUGUGGGGAAGAGACAUGUACAGUUGCGUCCUUUUGGCUUGGAUCUUCUUACAGAUGCUUUUCAGCUAAGAGAAGCAACAUCCACCGAUCUGCCAUUGGCAGAACUUGGGUUCCCUACAGGUGCAUCUAAAUUGAAGAAUGGAAGCAAGGAAAAGAAGAAGCAUAAAAACCACAAACACAUAGAUAGGUCGAGGAAGCAGGAUCCUAGCAGUUGCAUUGCUAAGGAACCUAAAUCAAGCAGGGUUAACAAUAAGGAGAAAAAUGGGAGCAAGAUACAGAAUUAUGGUCCAGAUUUGUUUCUGACACAGCAAGUAAAGAAGUCAAGAACUGAUGGCAAUGGAGUUCUUUCUGGUAUCCAAACAUUCCAGAAAAAUGAGCUAAAUAAGGCGUUCAGACGUUCAUGAGUGUACAGGGUGUCAUUGACACCACAAAUCCGGUUACGAGUGUAGUAGCAAAGCACAUUCAAAUUUUCCGCAUUAAAAUUCAUUGGGUAUAACAGGUAUACCAUGUCUGAGUCAGCUUUCAAUUGGUUUUAAUGGUUCCUAAGAGAUAUUAAGAGGUUCUGAUUGGAUAAUUAUAUGUAACGUCCACUUCCAACUUUCUAGGGAAUAGUAGCCCUGUUGGUAUUUUGGAUCAAGAUAAUUCAGAUUUGUAAAUUAGGAAAAUAUUGAAGGUGAAAAUUUUAUGUUGCAGUUGAUAAUCA
Molecule: messenger RNA, 1000 nt
Organism: Nicotiana tabacum (common tobacco)
Lineage: Eukaryota; Viridiplantae; Streptophyta; Magnoliopsida; Solanales; Solanaceae
Product: mediator of RNA polymerase II transcription subunit 19a
Biological process (GO): positive regulation of transcription by RNA polymerase II
Cellular component (GO): mediator complex
Molecular function (GO): transcription coregulator activity; transcription factor binding
Source: RefSeq, a predicted model, not a curated record